Messenger RNA from Funneliformis mosseae, 717 nucleotides. The record is from the annotation of a GenBank genome assembly. NCBI's taxonomy places the organism in Eukaryota, Fungi, Glomeromycota, Glomeromycetes, Glomerales, Glomeraceae.
AUGCAAGUUGCAGGCAGUUCGUCAUUUGGCCUUCCAAUUGACCCGCUGUCCGUGGGUACGUCUCCAGCAAUUUGCGCGUUCGUGUUUCUGGCUUUUCACUAUACUCAAUUGACGCAAGGCUACGUGUCUAUGCAAACUGCAGGCAGUUCGUCAUUUGGCCUUCCAUUUGACCCGCUGUCCGUGGAUGAUUAUUGUACAACGGCUAACAGAGAAUAUUUCGGUUAUAGCUAUGCAAUGAAACAACUUCGGAGCUUACAAACUAAUAUCCAAUUUUUCGUGCAGAAUUUUAUUUGCAUUAACAACAAUAUCAAUAAUUGGGACAAUGAAUCUGGAUCAUGGAUUAAUGUUGGACGUUGUGUUAGUAUAGAAAAACUGGUGUGUUCAGCUCGAGCAGAAGUCAUUGGAAGAAAAAGAGAUCAUCUCUUUCCUGGAUUCAGAGAACAAGAAAAUGGAAUAGAGUUUCAUAAUCCCAAUGAGAUUAUUCUCCCGGAUCCAGUUAACGAUUUCGAAAAUGCCCAAUCUAUGGAUUCAACACAUGUUAACUAUGAGGAUGAGCUAUGCGAUGAAAAAACAAAAAAUUCCAUACAAUCUGAAAGUGAGCAAGAUGAUUUAUGCACACCUACCAAAUCUGUUAAAAAAGACUUGACCACGCCUAUCAAGACAACUAAAUUCCCUGAAGAUCGAAAAAGCAGUACGGGAACGCUUAUCAUAGACUAA